AUGGGGAAAAAGAAAGUCUCAAUCAAAGAAAGAAUACCCAAAAGUGCUCCGAAAGAAGCCAAGGACUCUAAGAAGUCUAAUAAGCAACAAGUUGCUGCUCCAGUUGCUAAAAAGGAAAUCAAGGAUCAAAGUGAAGAUGUUGAAAUGAUCGACCCUAAAGACGAAGAAGGAAAAGAAGAAAAGGAUUCUAGUGAUGAAGAGGAAGAAGUCGAAGAAGAAAUAGAAGAAGAAGAAGAAGAAGAAGAACCUAAGGUUCAAACAGAAUACGACGCCUAUUCUGAAGAAGAAAGGAAACUUUUGGCCAUGGAUGAAGAGACUCUCGAAGAUACAACAUUUGCCGAGCUCGAUCUGGACUCACGAUUACUUCAAGCUCUUUCAUUGAUCAAGCUCUAUAAACCUACGCCGAUUCAGGUCAAGGCAAUUCCUCUUGCACUUGGUUUGAAAAAGGAUAUUAUUGGCCGCGCAAAGACAGGUUCUGGUAAAACCGUGGCAUACGCAAUCCCUAUUGUGGAGAGCAUUCUGCAAGAAUCUGUCAAGUCACAGAGCGAAACCUCGUCUACACAUAAGGGUGCUGUGGGUAACCGUGCGAUUAUUCUUGUGCCAUCUAGAGAACUGGCUGACCAAGUCGCCAAGCUGUUCAAGUCUCUGACCAUUUUCGCAGACAAGCUUGUGGGAGUGGUUAAUGUGUCGUCGCAACAGUCAUCAUCAGCUACUGCCACGACAUCUUCAGAAAAUAUUAUGGCAUCGUUGCUGGCUACAAAGCCAGCCAUCAUUGUCGGGACUCCAGCCAAAGUGCUUGCCCAUAUCCAAAGUGGAUCGAUUGAUGCGAGUGCAAUUUCGUAUUUAGUCAUUGACGAAGCGGAUUUGAUAUUGUCAUAUGGGUUCCGGGAGGACUUGGAUGCUCUGGCUCAAUUGUUGCCGGUUAAAAAGACCAUUCAAACAUGGCUGAUGUCAGCCACUAUUAGUGAAGACAUUAACGAUAUCAAGGCUGCGUUUUGCCGGAAAAAUCUUGCAGUGUUGCGACUGGAAGACAAUGUAGGAGAAGCUGGAGGGGCUUCAUCCAAUAAGUUAUUGCAGUACUAUGUGAAGACUUCAGAAAUUGACAAGUUUCUGCUAAUUUAUGUGAUUUUCAAGCUUAGAUUGAUUCGGGGUAAGACAUUAAUUUUUGUCAACAAUAUCGAGCGAUGUUACCAACUGAAACUGUUUUUGGAACAAUUUGGUAUUAAGUCAAUUGUUUUAAACUCGGAGCUGCCUAUUGCUUCGCGAUUACACAUUGUGGAGGAGUUUAACAGGAAUGUUUAUGAUUUGCUUAUUGCUACGGACGAAAACACGCAUUACAUGGAAGAUGGAGAGAAGGAUGAGGAAGAAGAAAAAGAAGAAGAGCAAGAGCAAGAAGAAGGGAAAGAAACUCAAAAAAAGAGGAGACGAAAUAAAAAGUCUAAAUUUUCAUCCGAUAAGGAAUAUAGUGUUUCACGUGGAGUUGAUUUCCGGAAUGUUGCAUGCGUUCUUAACUUUGAUUUACCGACAUCUGCCACGGUUUAUACUCAUCGCAUUGGACGUACAGCAAGAGCCAACAAGUCAGGAAUGGCAUUGUCGUUUGUUGUUCCUCGUAAAGACUGGCGCAAGAAGGAAUACCGGACGGCAAGUUUAGAUACGGCCAAGAAGGAUGAAAAGGUUCUUGCAAGAGUGAUGAAGCAUCAAGAAAAGAAGCGAGCUAAAGCAUUGAAGAGAUUAGGAUUGGAUGAGGAACAGAUUGCAUCAUCUAGUGGAGUGCCCGAGGGGUAUAGUGAGAAUGAUGCAGCAGUUAUUAUUCAGCCCUAUGUAUUUGAUAUGAAGCAGAUGGAGUCAUUCCGGUACCGUAUGGAGGGAGCUUUUAGAGCGGUGACUAAGAUGGCAGUUCGCGAGGCUCGGAUUAAGGAGAUUCGUCAAGAGUUGUUGACGUCGGAGAAACUAAAGCGGCAUUUUGAAGAGAACCCAGAAGAUUUGGCAUUUUUGCGACAUGACAAGGAGCUGCAUGCAGCCAAGGUACAGCCGCACCUAAAGCGAGUGCCACAAUAUUUGCUUCCUUCUCAAGCUCGAGGAGGCCUAAACACGUUGCAACCUCAGUCUCAGCAGCAGCAACAACAAUAUGUGAGCGCACGAAAGAACAAUUCGAAUCGGAUUAAGAAACAACAGAGACAACAAAAAAAGAAGAGUAUUGGAGGAAGAAAGGGUGGAGACCCGUUGAGGUCGUUUAGGAGGUAG
Messenger RNA from Magnusiomyces paraingens, 2244 nucleotides. RefSeq lists its product as uncharacterized. The transcript has a single exon. NCBI's taxonomy places the organism in Eukaryota, Fungi, Ascomycota, Dipodascomycetes, Dipodascales, Dipodascaceae. The coding region runs from base 1 to 2244 and encodes 747 amino acids. The record is from RefSeq and is a predicted model, not a curated record. Gene Ontology annotation, cellular component: nucleolus. Gene Ontology annotation, molecular function: ATP binding; RNA helicase activity; nucleic acid binding.